Prorocentrum cordatum is the source of this 708-nucleotide messenger RNA. The record is from the annotation of a GenBank genome assembly. Lineage: Eukaryota; Dinophyceae; Prorocentrales; Prorocentraceae.
GGCGGGGCCUCCGGUGGCCGCCCCAGCCCCGGGCAGAUACGGCGGGCGUUCCGCCUGGCCGCGAAGGACGCCCACCCGGACGCGGAUGGGGGCUCGGAGGAGCGGUUCCGGCUGGUGGUGUGGGCGUACGGCGAGGCGAUGGCGGGCGCGCCCCUGGGAGGGCCGGCCCGGCGCCGGGCCGCGGGGUACGACGACGGCUUCGUGGCGGCGUGGGAGGACAGGUGGCGGGAGGAGCAGCAGCAGGAGCUGGGCGUGUACCAUUCCUUCGAGGAGAUAGAGCGCCAGACCGACGACGACGGCUGGGGCGACCGCGAGCCGUUACAGAACUUCUUCGUGUGGAAGCACGACGCCGCCGUCUUCGGCGGAGUUGUCGAAGGGGACGUGGCCAUCUACCGCCUGAGCCACAACAUCGAUGGGCGGUACUGGGGAGUCGGGGUGGUUCUGGCAAUCCAGGCGACAUACACUGUUCACGGCCCGAACGGCAUCGUCUUCCUGCAGCCACUGAUGAGGGAGUCCUCAGGGGGUGAAGGGUGGGAACGGCGUCUUGUGGAGGACUCGUGGGCUGAGGUGGCGUCUGUCAGGGUGCUCGACCGUCUCGAGGUGCUCGGCUCUGACGCGACGCGCUGCGAGGAUGGAUCUAUUGCCAUCGAUGGACGGAGCUAUCAUCGCGUGUUCGAGUCGGGCAUGGUGCACGUCCAGGACUACUGA